Messenger RNA from Populus trichocarpa (black cottonwood), 828 nucleotides. RefSeq lists its product as uncharacterized. The record is from RefSeq and is a predicted model, not a curated record. Lineage: Eukaryota; Viridiplantae; Streptophyta; Magnoliopsida; Malpighiales; Salicaceae. The coding region runs from base 293 to 757 and encodes 154 amino acids. The transcript has 2 exons.
ACGCAAGUAUAUAAUCCUUCUUGGAAUUGUAAUUACUGCCAUUACAUUACAUUAGAUUACGAGACAACAAAGUGAUACAAUAAAUAACACUAUUUCAUUUCACCAUGGACCUUCGCUAUAGAUCCUUAUUGUAGAGAAAAGCUUGUUUCAUUCAAGAUCAUUGCCUUCAUUUUGGAAAUUUGUUCGUAAACGAUAUAGAGAGAAGUACGUUGUUGCUACUGCUACGUAUGCAUCUCAUAUCUUGAUCAAAAAGAAGCUUAGUAGUGUGGAGGAGGUGGGGACUUGUAGACGUAUGGGGGAUGGGGAGACUUCUUUGGAGGAGGAGGUGAAGAGUAGUGGUAUGGAGGUGGAGGUGAGGGAGAUGGUGGAGGUGGAGACUUGUAGAUGUAUGGGGGAGGGGGAGACUUCUUUGGAGGAGGAGGUGAAGAGUAGUGGUAUGGGGGGGGUGGUGAGGGAGAUGGUGGAGGUGGGGAUUUAUAGACAUAGGGAGGAGGGGGGGAUUUCUUUGGGGGAGGAGGUGAUGAGUAAUGAUAUGGAGGAGGGGGGGAUUUCUUUGGGGGAGGAGGUGAUGAGUAAUGAUAUGGAGGAGGUGGAGAUUUCAAUGGUGGAGGUGGGGAUUUGUAGAUGUAUGGAGGAGGGGGGGAUUUCUUUGGGGGAGGAGGUGAUGAGUAAUGAUAUGGAGGAGGUGGUGAGGGAGAUGGAGGAGGUGAGGAUUUCAAUGGUGGAGGUGGUGAUUUGUAGUAAUAAGGCUCUUUAGCCACUACACUGGUGGCAACCACGCAAAAUGCUAGAGCAUAAAUCAUUUGUGACAAGAGUCCUGGCUGCCCC